CUCUCAACCUCUAAUGGUGCUUGGGAUUCCAUAGUGCUUGUGUUUCUAGGCAACAGGAAAUAAAGUGAAAGCUUUUUUCUUAAAAAAAAAAAAAAGGAUUUAGAAACACUUGGGCCACAGUGAUUUAUUUUGUUGGAAACUGGAGAAGGUAACACUGCUGAAUCUUCUCAAACUGCACUCCAACCUGACUGAAGCAUCUUCAGAGCAGAAAGGCCAUGUUGCUGCUGGAGGCACUCAGCAUGGGCCACACUGUAACUGACGUGGUGUCGGACGGUGUUGCUUUACUGCUACUUCUUCUGCUGUUGCUACUCUUCACCACCUGGGAGCGAACACACUUGUCACACAUACCAGGUCCGUCCUUCCUAGCGGGACUCGGCCCAAUUGUCUCCUAUGCCAGGUUUAUCUGGACAGGCAUAGGAACAGCAAGCAACUACUACAACAACAAAUAUGGCAGCAUUGUGAGAGUGUGGAUCGACGGUGAGGAGACUCUCAUUAUAAGCAGGUCUUCUGCAGUCUAUCAUGUUCUGAGGAGCGCCCACUACGUAGCCCGAUUUGGGAACAAAAAGGGUCUGGAGUGUAUUGGGAUGGAAGGGAGAGGGCUCAUUUUUAACAGUGAUGUGGCACUCUGGAAAAAAAUGAGGACUUAUUUCUCCAAAGCCCUGACAGGACCCGGUCUGAAGAAGACAGUGUCUAUCUGCAUGAGCUCCACAUCAGAACAUCUGGAUAACCUCCAAGACAUGACGGAUCCGUCCGGACGUGUGGACGCUCUCAAUUUGCUGAGAGCCAUAGUGGUGGAUAUCUCCAACAAACUAUUUCUCAGAGUGCCUCUCAAUGAGAAGGACUUGCUGGGGAAAAUCCAAAACUAUUUUGAGACGUGGCAAGCAGUUCUGAUUAAGCCCAAUAUAUUCUUCAAAAUUGGUUGGCUUUACGACAAACAUAAAAUAGCAGCCCAGGAGCUACAAGAUGCAAUGGAGACGCUCCUUGAACUAAAAAGAAACACUCUUAAAGAAACAGAGAAGCUGGAUGAUGAGCUCGACUUUGCAACUGAGCUCAUCUUUGCCCAGAACCAAGGGGAGCUCUCUGGCGACAAUGUGAGGCAAUGCGUGCUGGAGAUGGUGAUCGCAGCUCCAGACACUCUCUCCAUCAGCCUCUUCUUCAUGCUGAUGCUGCUGAAACAGAACCCAGCCACAGAGCAGACCCUUGUGGAGGAGAUCAACUCUGUCAUCGGUGAAAGUGGAGCUGAAAAUGUUGAUUACGCGCGUUUGAAAGUGAUGGAGGUUUUCAUCAAUGAGUCUCUAAGGUUUCAUCCUGUGGUUGAUUUCACCAUGCGAAAAGCUCUGGAAGAUGACAUCAUUGAAGGCAUCAGCAUAAAAAAAGGAACCAACAUCAUUCUCAACAUUGGGCUCAUGCAUAAGACUGAAUUUUUCCCAAAUCCCAAAGAGUUCAACCUCCACAAUUUUGACAAAACAGUUCCCAAACGUUUCUUCCAGCCGUUCGGUUGCGGGCCUCGCUCCUGCGUGGGCAAGCACAUCGCCAUGGUGAUGAUGAAAGCCAUCCUGGCCACGCUCCUAUCUCGUUUCACCGUGUGUCCUCGCCAAGGCUACACCAUCAGCAGCAUCAGGCAGACCAACAACCUGUCUCAGCAGCCGGUGGAGGACGAGCGUAACCUGGCCAUGCACUUUAUCCCUAGAACACAACAAUCAUGCAUAUGUAACAUGACACCAUUGGCUCAAGCUACCAGUUAGAGUGGAGGCAGCUUUCAAAUCAAUGCAUAUUGUUUUAUUUGGCUCCCCUUGCUGAAGUCCAGAUGUCAUAAUCACUGUAAAUAAUUGUCACUACACUUGCAUCACUGUGUGGGUAAUGGUAAAUGUUGCCUUAAAUCAAUCAACAAAGUAACCAGCGUUAACAUUUCAUCACACUCUGAAAUAAAUAUUAACUUGCAACAGUUUCACCAGUCUGUCAUAUCUAGUGUACAAAACAGCCAAAAGAUAGGCCUGCAUGACACUCAAAAUAAUAAAGUUAAAUAACAUUUUACAAAGUAUUAAUUGUUCAUUUUUAAGUUUAUAAAUGUGCAGUACUGUGCAAUAAAUGAACAAAACUGAAGAAGGGGGCUGAAGACAUAUCUGUCCCCUAGGGGUGCAUGACAGAAAAUAAUUGAGAUUGAAUCUCAAUGGAAAUGAUGAACAGCUCAUGUUCAACCAUGGUGGAGGUGUUACUGUAUGGGCAAGUAUGACUGCUAAGAGGUGAAAGUCUACACUUCAGUCACAUGUUGACUGUUUUAUUACAAAUAAAUAAUUUUUAAAACAAAAUUCCUCAAGUUUGUCACCAUUCAAAUAUCUCUGGACUAUAUUUCUGUCACAAAGUUAGGGCUUCCUAAUCAUUUUCCUGUUAUUAUAACGUAACACACAAAUUUCCAGUUGUCAUGUAACAGAUCUCAUGGGAGCAUUAACAUGAAUAAAAAUAACCUAUAAUAUAAAAAAAAACAACUCACGUUGUGAGGUGACUUUAAUUUACACCCCUUUCAAUCUUUAAC
Dunckerocampus dactyliophorus (ringed pipefish) is the source of this 2533-nucleotide messenger RNA. RefSeq names its product aromatase (gene cyp19a1b). The transcript has 10 exons. The record is from RefSeq and is a predicted model, not a curated record. Bases 216 to 1745 code for a protein of 509 amino acids. Lineage: Eukaryota; Metazoa; Chordata; Actinopteri; Syngnathiformes; Syngnathidae. Gene Ontology annotation, molecular function: oxidoreductase activity, acting on paired donors, with incorporation or reduction of molecular oxygen; heme binding; monooxygenase activity.